UCCGUCUCCUAACCUAUUUCAGCAAAUUGUUGAGCCCCAAACCCAACGAUUCAGCGGAAAAAAGAAAAAAUCCCAACCCACCACAACCCAGCAAAUUGUUCCGGUUCGGCUUUAUCUCAGAUCUGAUUCUCAUCGACUUUGUUGGUGUGCGCAAUAAUAUCUUUCUCCAAUCUCCUCUUAUAUCGAUCUUUGGCAAUGUCGGGCGUUGAAGCUAAAUUUUUGGAGAUACUUGAAGAUAAUUUCGAAGAUAAUUUAUUGGAGCAUAUCGAAGACGCUGUCAAGAGUCUGAAAGAAAAUCCCACUCCAUGGAGGAUCAAGCGUUGGAAAAAUUUUCUAGGAGACGACCUUAAACGACAGGAAGAAGAAGAAGUCAUCCCUUCUUCAUUUGAUAAAAAGCAAUUGCGGAUAGGCAAAAAAUUAGUGGUUUUAUUAUCAAAGGAAAUCGGUCGAGGUAGCGAUGGGACUGUAGUCUAUGAGGGGUCUUAUGAAGGUAGAAAAGUCGCCGUGAAACGCCUUGUCAAAACUCAUAUUACACUGGAUGACAAUGAAAUCGGGAAUCUCAUAGCGUCUGAUCAUCACCAGAAUGUUGUAAGGUAUUAUGGCGUGGAACAUGACAGAGAUUUUACUUAUCUUGUUCUGGAGCUCUGUGAUUUUAAUUUGGAUGACCUUAUCCGAAUAACUUCUUUGAAUUCCUCUCCAUACGAGCUUGAUCCUAACUACCUUUAUGGUGGUACGAGCACCAUGACUAUGUAUAAAAACCGCUGGGAGCUACUAAAGAAUACUUUGGGAGAUGUUAAACUUCUCAAAGAAAAUAAUGACCGUCCGUCACCUUUGUUACUUCAGCUGUUGAGAGACAUGGUUUCUGGACUUGUUCAUCUGCAUAAAUUGGGUAUAAUUCACCGAGACUUAAAGCCCCAAAACAUUUUAAUAACUAAAAGAAAUUGUACUUUGUGUGCAAAGCUUUCAGACAUGGGCAUCCACAAACGCCUCCUAGAGGACGAGGCUUACUCAUAUGUUACUUCUUAUGGUUGCGGCGCAAGCUGGAGAGCAGCUGAACAGCUACUUCAUGGAAAACAAACGAGUGCCACGGAUAUGUUUAGCUUAGGUGGCAUCGUCUUUUUUUGCGUCACUCGUGGUAGGCAUCCAUUUGGGGAUCUUGAUGUACAAGAGUGGAAUAUUAUUAGAAACCAAAAGCAAGACUUGUUUUUGAUACAGGAUUUUCCAGAAGCCUUCCAUCUUAUUUCUCGUUUAUUAGAACCUGAUCCUGAAAAGAGGCCAAAAGCAAGUGAGAUAUUGCAACAUCCACUGUUCUGGGAUGCAGAGAGGAGACUUUCUUUUCUGUGUGACACUAUUGAUAGAUUAGGCGGGAACUCUGAUCUUUUCAAGCCGCUCAAACGUACAGCAUGCACGGCUUUAGGUACAAAAUGGAAUAAGAAGGUAGAUGACAAGAUAGUUAGGCACAUGAGGCCGUACUUAAAAAGGGAUUACAAAUUUAGCAGUGUUCGAGACUUGUUACGACUGAUUCGAAACUUGUUGAGUCAUUAUGGAGAGCUUGCUCAAGAUGUUCAGAUACUCGUAGGACCGAUGCAUGAAGGAUUUGAUGACUAUUUUACAAGCCGAUUCCCAUCACUCUUGAUGGAAGUAUACAAAGUUGUAUGCUCAUACUAUGGAGAAGGGGAGUACUUCACGAAAUAUUUUGCAGGGAAUCUGUAAGUGGCCAGCGGUCCUUUCAAGAUUCUACGAAAGAUCAACGAUAAUGCUUACGUUGUGGGUUUAACUCCAGACAUGGGAAUUUCGUCAACUUUCAAUGUUUCAGACCUAUACGAACACUAUCCCCCUGAUGAAUUGCAACUUUCUACCUAACCUUGAGGACGAAUUUUUUUUUUUUUGCCCCCCCCCCCC
Messenger RNA from Morus notabilis, 1902 nucleotides. RefSeq names its product serine/threonine-protein kinase/endoribonuclease IRE1a. Gene Ontology annotation, biological process: IRE1-mediated unfolded protein response; mRNA processing; intrinsic apoptotic signaling pathway in response to endoplasmic reticulum stress. Gene Ontology annotation, cellular component: IRE1-TRAF2-ASK1 complex. Gene Ontology annotation, molecular function: protein serine/threonine kinase activity; ATP binding; RNA endonuclease activity. Lineage: Eukaryota; Viridiplantae; Streptophyta; Magnoliopsida; Rosales; Moraceae. The coding region runs from base 196 to 1713 and encodes 505 amino acids. The transcript is spliced from 9 exons. The record is from RefSeq and is a predicted model, not a curated record.